AUGGCUAACACUUCUCGGCCCCUCACUGUGGCAGAGAUGCAGGCGCUCGCCAGAGCCAUCACGGAUGAACGCAUCUUUAAGAUGUUCCUCAUCCUCUUCACCCAUGUCUUGUUCAUCUACAUCAACAUUGUAAUGAUGGUCACCCUGCGCAGCAAGCCCACUUUUUGCAGCACGGCCCGUUACAUCCUUUUUGGCCACAUGCUGCUGAACGACACCCUGCACCUGUGUGUAGGCCUGCUCCUCUACGUGCUCAACUCCUUCUUUUUCACCUUGAUGCGCGCCGCCUGCUCCUUCCUGGUGCUACUGUCGGCCACGACCUUCACCGUGGCGCCCCUAAACCUGGCCGUCAUGUCUCUGGAGCGCUACGUGGCGGUCUGCUUCCCCCUGCACCACUGCCAGUUGGCCACGCCGUCCCGCACGCUCCUCGCCAUCCCGCUCAUCUGGGCGGCCGGCUGCGUCAACGUCAUGACGGACGUGUGGGUCCUCUUCUCCUCCGAGCCGGCGUUUUACCUGGCGCACAGCGUCUGCACCAUUGAGCAGCUGCUGCUGGCGCCGUGGCAGGGGGUCAAGAUGCUGGUCCUCAACAUCCUGCUGUUUCUGUCCGUGUCGCUGCUGCUGCUCUACACCUACGUGGCCGUCUUCCUGGAGGCUCGCUCGGCCUCCUCGGACAAGGCCUCCGCGCACAAGGCCUUGAAGACGGUGCUCCUGCACGCCUUCCAGCUGGGGCUCGCGCUCAUGUCCUUCCUGUACGUUCUCUUGGAGUCGCUGGCCUCCCAGCUGCCCUUCGCCAUCUACAACCAGCUGCGCUUUCUCAACUUCCUCGUGGUGCUCAUUCUGCCGCGCUGCCUGAGCUCGCUGGUGUACGGUCUGAGGGACGAGGCCUUCAAGCCCCUGUUCAAGCGGCAGUUUUUAUUCUGUGGCAGCUGGGCAAAAGUGGGACCUCCGUAA
Engraulis encrasicolus (European anchovy) is the source of this 948-nucleotide messenger RNA. RefSeq names its product odorant receptor 131-2-like. The coding region runs from base 1 to 948 and encodes 315 amino acids. The record is from RefSeq and is a predicted model, not a curated record. Gene Ontology annotation, molecular function: G protein-coupled receptor activity; odorant binding; olfactory receptor activity. Lineage: Eukaryota; Metazoa; Chordata; Actinopteri; Clupeiformes; Engraulidae. The transcript has a single exon. Gene Ontology annotation, cellular component: membrane. Gene Ontology annotation, biological process: G protein-coupled receptor signaling pathway; detection of chemical stimulus involved in sensory perception of smell.